CCCAUUCAUUCCCCUCUGCAGCGUCCUCUCUCCUCCUCCUCACUUUCACCUCCUCCAUCGCAUCGUCUCCUCCGGCUUGUCCGCUCGUCGCCACUCGCAGCAAGUCCUUCCCCAAGAACAAAAAAAGUCGCUCUCGCAUCCUUCCCCACCAUGGCCGACUCCGGAGCUCCCGCCGGCGACGCCCCCGCGGCCGUCGAGCACCUCAACAUCAAGGUCACCGAUAACAACAACGAAGUCUUCUUCAAGAUCAAGAGAACGACACAACUCAAGAAGUUGAUGGAUGCGUUCUGCGACAGGCAGGGAAAGCAAGCCUCCACCGUCCGGUUCCUCUUCGACGGCACCCGUGUGCGGCCGGAAGACACCCCCGACACUCUCGAGAUGGCAGACGGCGAUACCCUGGAAGUCCACCAGGAGCAGAUCGGUGGCUAGAUAGAUACCUUCGUCGAUGAAUGAUGAUAAUGUCUCAAAUACAUCUAGCUGGUUGAUUACCUGGUUUCCUAGUCAUUUCCUACUCGCCAACCUACCUACCAACCCGUCUACUUCUUGUCACCUUUCUUCUUUUUUUU
This is a messenger RNA of Aspergillus heteromorphus CBS 117.55, 566 nucleotides long. Its product is annotated as SUMO family protein SMT3. The coding region runs from base 151 to 429 and encodes 92 amino acids. Gene Ontology annotation, biological process: protein sumoylation. The record is from RefSeq and is a predicted model, not a curated record. The transcript has 3 exons. Gene Ontology annotation, cellular component: septin ring; nucleus. NCBI's taxonomy places the organism in Eukaryota, Fungi, Ascomycota, Eurotiomycetes, Eurotiales, Aspergillaceae. Gene Ontology annotation, molecular function: ubiquitin-like protein ligase binding; protein tag activity.